Molecule: messenger RNA, 1308 nt
Organism: Ilex paraguariensis (yerba mate)
Lineage: Eukaryota; Viridiplantae; Streptophyta; Magnoliopsida; Aquifoliales; Aquifoliaceae
Source: the annotation of a GenBank genome assembly
GACAUGCUUUGCAGUUUCUUCAGCAUAGUUGGGGAUCCAUCAAAAGGUUUCUUUUGUUAUGCUCAGGGCUACAUCACACAUUUCUUUUGUGUGGCUUCGUUUCUUUGGACUACUACAAUUGCUUUUACCCUUCAUCGCACUGUUGUUAGACACAAAACAGAUGUUGAGGAUUUGGAGCCCAUGUUUCACUUGUAUGUUUGGGGUACUUCACUUGUUAUGACUGUCAUACGCUCUAUUGGUAAUGAACAUGGGCAUAUUGUUCGUUUAGGUGCAUGGUGUUUUGCCCAAGCAGGACGUAAAGGAACGGUGGUUCACUUUAUAACGUUUUAUGCACCACUGUGGGGGGCAAUUAUCUUUAACGGCGUCACUUACUUUCAAGUGAUACGCAUGCUAAACAAUGCAACCCGUAUGGCAGUAGGUAUGUCAGACCGAGUAUACCAACCAGAUGCACGGCCAGACAUGAAGGCUGUGAACCGGUGGGGUUACUAUCCACUCAUCCUCAUAGGGGCUUGGACUUUUGGCACGAUCAACCGCAUCCAUGAUUUCAUUGUACCAGGCCAUAAAAUAUUUUGGCUUUCCAUUCUUGAUGUUGGGAUGGCUGCACUAAUGGGCCUGUUCAACUCAAUAGCAUAUGGCCUUAACUCCUCGGUGCGGCGGGCAAUUUUUGAAAGAUUAGAUCUGUUACCAGAAAGAUUUCAACGAUUCUUGCCAAAGAAUUUUAAGUCCAGGGGGCAACAUCAAGCGAGUGAACUAGUCUCAUUGAAAAUUGAGGACCAGCAGUAGCAGUUAGGAGUUUGGACGCUGUCUGUAUGCUUCCACCUGGGAGAGGUGUAGUGUCUAGACUGCUGCAAAUUUCAUUGUUCGUUUAUCAUUUGAGAAAGAUUGAAACCAGAACUCAAGGAGGAACACAGCUCCCAACUGAUUUGGUUCAUUACCACUCGUCAGACAAAGCCCACAGAACUCGUCAUUCCAUCUGCCUGUUUGGUCUUCUCUCUGUUGUAAAGUACCACUGACCUCAUGCUCUUGAACCUCAUUUGGAAAGGUUGAUAUCAGUAUCUCACUUGACGUGCUAUUACAGAUAGAAUAUCUAACAGUGAGUUAGAUUACUCUCACAUAGAAUGCAAAUUAUGAUCAAGAUGAUAUAAUGAUCUCUGUUUUUUUUUUUGGAAGAAGAUGAAUAUCUACAUUACCAUUCAUGUCUGGAGUUGGUUGAGAAAUCUUCUAUUUUCCUACUGUCAUGUGCAUUAUUUUAUUUUCUGUAUUUCCCAAUUAACUUUACAGUGUGAUUCCUGAUCAUGUGUAAUGCUG